This is a messenger RNA of Rhizopus microsporus ATCC 52813, 2339 nucleotides long. Its product is annotated as SET domain-containing protein. The transcript has a single exon. The coding region runs from base 391 to 2067 and encodes 558 amino acids. Gene Ontology annotation, molecular function: protein binding. NCBI's taxonomy places the organism in Eukaryota, Fungi, Mucoromycota, Mucoromycetes, Mucorales, Rhizopodaceae. Gene Ontology annotation, cellular component: nucleus. The record is from RefSeq and is a predicted model, not a curated record.
GGAAGAGAUGGGGAUAUGUUGUCAAAGAAGAGAUGUAUAUUAAAAUAAAUUGUGAGAUAGAGAAGGUAUUAUAAUGAAUAAAGGAUCUUCAUUCUAUUGUAGUGCACAAAAAUAGUUUCUGAUUGAUCAAUCAAUUUAGCUGUAUCUGACUGCAUAAAUAUCAUAUUCGCUCAGGAUAUCUUUUCAUAAUGAACUAUGCUCAUACAGCCCUAAAUGUCAUGGUUGAGGUAUCAAAACCUGCAUAUUGGGAUUUUAUAUCCCGCGGUUAAGUUGUCACGGGCAGUCCCCCAGAACCUUAGUAAACCCAAUUCUCACAUUUUGAAUCACAGCUACACACACAAGCACGCACACUGUCCCGAGAAUUUCUGUUUUGCUUGUUUCUUUACAGCAAUGAAUGCUUUCCUUGAACACCAUAACCUCUUACUUGUCGAUUCCAAGGACCCGAUUCGAGGCAGAUAUGUAAAAAGCACAACAAGAAUAACCAAGGGCACAGUUAUUAUCACCUCACAACCACUGGGCACAGUCGUUCUUCCUCAAACCGCGAAUGAGUACUGCAACUAUUGCUUCCGAAAGCAAACACAACCACCGCUUCAGCGCUGUUCACGAUGUAAAGCAACAUACUUUUGUGACAUGGGAUGUUUCCGAAAUGCCUGGUUGAGCUAUCAUCAGUUUGUGUGCACACCUGUAGAUCAGCAAGAAAAGACAAUGACUGCCGAAAAUGAUCUAGAUCUCGAAAUGCUCGAAAAGGUAGCACUGAACGUAUCGCGAUACCGCAAACGAGAAAGCAAAGAUGAGACUAGUAGUGACGAAGAAACGGUCGAUGUGACGAUGGAGGCAUUUUUCAGUCUGAUGGGACAUGAUAAGUUACAGCGUCCGGCUGUACAGAGGGCGUAUCGACAAAUCGCUCAGGCUGCGCUAAAGAAGGAGUAUAUUCGUGAGACAGGUUUGGCAGAGAACGAGCUAGUGCAUUACCUGAACGUAUUCAAGUCAAACAACUUUGCGAUCGACGAUAAGGACAUGUUUGCUAUUGGUGAAGGUGCAUACCCGAUCGCGUCACUCUUCAAUCAUUCGUGUCGACCUAACGCUGUGAUUAUGUACGAUGGAGCACUUGCUGAAAUUCAUGCAAUUGAAGAUAUUGAGCCAGAAACAGAAAUCACCGUGUCCUAUCUGGACGCGGCGCAUUCAAGGACGUAUCGAAAGCGAGUGUUGAACGACAAGUACUUUUUUGAUUGCCGAUGCCUGCGGUGCGAACGACAUGAAGAAAAGCCGUACGUGGCGCUCAUUGACGAAUUACUUGGCGAAGAGGAGUCCGAGUGGGAUCGAGCCGAUGAGAUCUUGAAUGGGGGCAAGAAUGAGGCAAGGUCGCAUGUGAUGAAACAGAUUGACGAGUGGGACCUACUAGAGAUGUGCAAGAUUUACGACCGCAAAAGCAGUGGGUGUCCUGAUCCAUCUGAGCCAAUAUCGAUAGCACAUUAUACACAUUACUUUAUCCAAUUUUUUGCGCCAUACCUACUCACCUGGAACCAACCUCAUUUGCAUCAGCAGUAUGUUGGAACCACGCGGAAGACACAGCUCACUGAUUUUGACGAUCCUCUGCCAGCCCUUGCGAAACCUCCAGUGCAGGCGACCUAUGACGAUAUCCUGAGUACAGCGAUUGAGACCAUGAAGCAGUACCCAACUUCAUCAUCGACUCUGAUACCUUACAGACUGACUACCUUGUCGGUGUGCAGCCGUCUGAUGUACGAUCAAAUGUCAGAAGGCCACUGGGAAGCUGCGGUCAAGCUAGGCAUGUACGUUCUUAUCCAAUACUGCCUAAUCUACCCACCCUAUCACCCUAUGCUCGCCCGACACUUUUUGACACUUGCUAAGGCCUGUUGGAACUCAAUCAUUCAACAGGAACUACUCAAUAAUGGAAGACAGCUUGCAAAGGUCUUUGAACGUGGUGUGCGACGAUGGAUCAUGUCCUCCAAGGAAACCGUCGCAGUAGCCUUUGGCAGGCAUAGCAGCUUGUGGAGAGAGACAUUGGAAUUAGAAUGGAUCUUUCUAAGAGAGCAGAAUUUGAAAUAGUGUUUUUAUUGUAUGUAUCUAUAUUUAAUUUGAAAACAAAUGGCAAUGAUCAGCACUGUGAGCCAAAAUAAUAGCAGUGUAUAAUAAAACCAAAGCAAACUCUUCAAAGGGCCGCUUAGUAUGUCAAUAUUGUCACCCAUGUAGAACGAAUCAGUGAUGACGUUGUUCAUAUGAACAAGUACAGUAGAAGUGUUAAACGAGGAGGACACCUUGAGUUUAUCCAGCGAGAUGUAGGAAGCAUUGGCCUAAACGGAAAAAAAAAGUUAGCAACG